Molecule: messenger RNA, 1135 nt
Organism: Gordionus sp. m RMFG-2023
Lineage: Eukaryota; Metazoa; Nematomorpha; Gordioida; Chordodea; Parachordodidae
Product: epidermal retinol dehydrogenase 2-like
Exons: 4
Coding region: 42-941 (299 amino acids)
Molecular function (GO): oxidoreductase activity, acting on the CH-OH group of donors, NAD or NADP as acceptor
Source: RefSeq, a predicted model, not a curated record
AAAGAUCAGAUGUUAGUUCGGUUUCUAAUUUUAAUCAAAUUAUGUUUGGAUCUAUUCCAUCAUUGAUUGCUUCCAUAUUUGAAAUUUUGUUUUUAAUUUUCAAGAAUAUAGUUACAUUUUUUAUUCCAGUUUAUUUCUUAAAAAAAUCUAUUAAAGAUCAGACAGUAUUUAUUACAGGAGCCGGACAUGGGCUAGGUAAAGUAUUAGCAAAAGAAUUAUCUAAACUUGGAGCCAUCAUUUUAUGUUGCGAUAUUAGUAAAGAACUAUGCGAAGAAACAGUGGAAGAAAUUAAAAAUAGUGGAGGAAGUGCUUUAGCAUAUAUAGCUGAUGUAAGCAAAAGAACUGAUAUGUAUGAAACAGCUGAGAAAAUUAAAAAAGAAGUUGGAACUGUUAAUAUAUUAAUUAACAAUGCUGGAAUUAGGGUAGGGAACACCUUUUUAGAUACCGCCGAUUACAAUAUACAAAGAGUAUUAGCAGUGAAUAUUUUGGCUCAUAUGUGGACAGUAAAGGCAUUUUUGCCAGAUAUGGUGGAUAAAGAUAGUGGUCAUAUAGUUACCAUUUCCAGUUUGGCUGGGUUGUUUGGGGUAAAUGGGCUAGUUGAUUAUAGUACUAGUAAAUUUGCUGCAGUUGGAUUUCAUGAGUCAAUUUAUUCAGAGAUGCAAAUUUUAGGAAAAAUGGGAAUUAAAUUUACACUUAUCUGUCCUUAUAUUAUAAAUACAGGAAUGUUUCCUCUUUCGAAUAAAUUGGGAUUGUCUUUAGAUCCAGAAUAUGGAGCUAGAAAAAUUGUGGAAUCAAUUUUAACAAACAAACAAUUACUCAUAAUUCCACAUAUAUUUAGGGUUUUAUAUCUAUUCAAAGGAUCAAUGCCAUUUAAUGUGCAAUUUAAAUUGGGACGAUUAUUUGGAAAUGAUAUAUUUCUUAAAAAGGAAUAUUGGAGUUAAAUAUAUUGCUCAGUAUUUACAUUUGUAUAUUUGCAUAUUAAUUUUUUUUUAAACAUUUUUUAAAAAAAGUACAAAUAUAAAAUUAUUCAUAUUUUUUAAAUUGUAAAAGAUUGAAAUUAUAUAGCAUUUAAAAUUGUGAUAUUUAUUUUUAAAUUCUUCAUUUUUUAAUUGGAAAUUUUAAUGUUAAUCAUGCU